Condylostylus longicornis is the source of this 535-nucleotide messenger RNA. RefSeq lists its product as uncharacterized. The transcript has 3 exons. Lineage: Eukaryota; Metazoa; Arthropoda; Insecta; Diptera; Dolichopodidae. Bases 93 to 422 code for a protein of 109 amino acids. The record is from RefSeq and is a predicted model, not a curated record.
AAUCAAAGAUUUUCCAUUAUUGUUCAAGUUCAGUAAUAAUUUGAAAUUUUUCAAUUUAGAAAAAAAUAUAAAAAAAAUAAGAAAUAAACAAAAUGAAUUUAGUGAAAAGCUCUAUCUGGAUAUUUACUUUUCUCAUUAUUGUUGUUGUCAGCUUGUCGUAUGCGCGCCCUGGAUAUGAUCGUGCGAAGAUUCGAAUUCAUGUGCCCGUUAAACAUCAUACUCAUGUUCAUACAAAGACAAUAAUUAAAAAAGUUCCAGUUCCAGUACCUGUACCAAUUAAAGAAAAACAUCAUCAUCAUGUUGAACAUAUUGAACAUAAUUAUUCAAAAGCUGAUGAAGAAGAAGAUGAAGAUUAUGAUAGUUAUAUUCAUGUUAUACCACAAAAACCAAAAAAACGAAAAUAUAGAUCAGGCUAUCACUGAUUAUUCAAAAACGAAUAAACUAUAAUUGGUUCACGUUUUGUUUUAAAAUUCUGUUAAGUUACGUAAAAAACUAGUAAUAAGUAAUAAUUUCAAAUACCAAAUUCUUAAAAAAU